AUGAAGAGGCUCAGCAGCUCUUCCUCUCUCCACUCUCUCAAGAACCUACUUCUCCAAAACCUCUACCCACAAGCCCUCAAAUCUUCAAUCUCUCUUCACAACCCACUUCUUACCGACACACUCUACGCCCUCUUCCUCCAAUCAGGCUUCAUUCUCGACCCAUUCCUCUCCACCUCUCUCAUCACCCACUUCUCCCUCUCCGGCGACUUCUCACGCGCCACCCAACUCCUCCGUGACACCCACCAACCCGACACAGUCGUCUACAACUCUCUCAUUUCUGGGUUCGCCCGUUUUAGCCGACCCGACCCUGUUUUCAAGCUCUUCAAUGGGUUGAGGCAAUUGGGUCUAAACCCGGAUGUUUAUACACUUAGUUCUUUGAUCAAAGCCUGUGAUGAUUUGGAGCACAUUGAGAUUGCUCAUGGAGUUUCCAUCAAAAUGGGUUUGGUCUCGGUUGUGUUCUUGGUCAGUGGGCUCGUCGAGAACUAUUCGAAAUCUGGGUGUGUUAAUGGAGCUGAGAAGUGUUUUGAGGAGUGCUUGGUUUUGGAUUCUGUGAGAGAUUUUUAUGGGUAUGAGGGUUUGGAAUUGAAUGAGUUUAGCUUGACUAGUGUGCUUGGUGCUUUGUUUGAGGUCAAAGAAGGUGAGGAAGAAAAUCUGAUGCUGUAUAAGUGUUUGAUGAAAUUCCUCAACCAGAUGUUGUUUCUUGGACGGGGUGAAUUGGUUCUGCCUAUGAUGCUGUAG
Camellia sinensis is the source of this 738-nucleotide messenger RNA. The record is from RefSeq and is a predicted model, not a curated record. NCBI's taxonomy places the organism in Eukaryota, Viridiplantae, Streptophyta, Magnoliopsida, Ericales, Theaceae.